Molecule: messenger RNA, 990 nt
Organism: Prorocentrum cordatum
Lineage: Eukaryota; Dinophyceae; Prorocentrales; Prorocentraceae
Source: the annotation of a GenBank genome assembly
AUGGAGUUCUCCAAGCUCGAGAACGGCCUGAAGAUUGCAUCCGUCGACAAGCAGGGCAUGAAGGCAACUCUGGGGCUGUACGUGAACGCGGGGAGCCGCUUCGAGACGUCGGCCAACUUCGGCGUGUCGCACAUGGUGUCGCUCAUGGGCUUCACCUCCACCGCCCACCUGAGUCACUUGCGCACUGUGAAGACCCUCGAGCAGUUGGGUGCGUCGGCCACCUCCGAGUGCGUCGCUGGGCGCGAGGAGAUCGUGUAUAAGGUCGAGCUUAUGCGCGAGUACAUGCCCUACGCCGUCCCGCUGAUGAUUGGGAACGUGCUGUUCCCGCGCCUGCUGCCUUGGGAGGUGAAGGCGGCGAAGGCGAUGUACACUGGGGGCGACCUGCGCAUGGAGGGCUCGUCGCCGUACUGCCACCUGGCCAUCGCCCUUGAGUCCGUGCCGUGGGGCCAACAGGAAGCAUCCGCCCUCCGUGCCGCAGAGGCACUGCUCGGCAGCGCCAGCGCCGUGACUGGCAGCAUCGGCUCCGGACGCACCUCGCGGCUCGCCACGGAGAUCGUGAAGCAGAGCCCCUACGUGGAGUCCUGCGCAGCGUUCAACACCUCUUACUCGGACAGCGGGCUGUUCGGCAUUUACGGCGUGUGCCAGCCCGACAAGGCGGGCACGAUGGCGUCCGCCAUGCUGAAGUCGCUCACAGGCCUCACUUCCGUGUCCAAGCCGGAGCUCGACAAGGCGAAGGCCAUGUUGAAAGGCAAGAUCUUCCGGCAGACCGACGACGGCAGCACUCUCACGCAGGAUCUCGGGCAGCAGCUCACCCUCUCCGGCAGGUACGGGUCCCCGGCCGACUUCGCCAAGGCCAUCGACGCCGUCUCCGAGGCCCAGGUGACCGCUGCCGCGAAGAAGCUCCUGUCAUCGAAGCCUACUGUGGCGGCAUUCGGCGACACGCACACGGUCCCCCACUACUCGGCAGUGGAGGCGGCGCUGAAGGCGUAG